AAAGAUGACAACUUGCAGCGCGACCACCGCCGCAUGGUCUCCGUCUGGACCAUUGGUCUCGUGCGCGGUGGGCUACCUGUCUGCUUGGCUGGCAGGUGUGUUUCGGAGGGAAUCCGGUUGAACACACACGCGCACACGCACACACACACUGGACAAAAAGCGGUCCUGUGCUCCUUCACGACCCAACCGACAGGAACAUUUAAUAAAUGGUGGACUUUCCGCGUGAGGUUUGUCUGAAUUCAUACGUCUUCAUGUCGCUCGGCUCCGCGCGCGUGUCGACUGCGCUCGUGAGCGCUGGACUCUUUGUUCGCGGGUCCCGCCGGACACACAGCCGUUGGUCUCGGACACACUGCCCGUUGGUCUGUUAGCCAAUCAGAGUGGAGGUCUAACGAGCGAGCCGGGGCUCGCGCGCUGUCAGACAGACGUCCUUUAUACCUCCGGGUUUUUUAUUUUUUAUUUUUGGGAGAUGUUUUCUCGUCCACCACCAAAUCUGACGCUGUCAAAGUAUAUUUGCGUUCACAUUGUACUAAACAAAGUUUUAAAAAUCAGUUUGCGAGUUGUGUUGCUCGUUGACGUGUUUUUGUUUAUAGUUUCUUCCUGAAAGUAGGACUUUUAAUAAUUGUGAAUAAAGUGAAUUAAUAAGUUGUCUUGAUAUAAUGAGGACCCACUUAUCAUUAAUUUAGCCAUCAGGCUGGCAUAUGCAGUAUGUCACAUAUAAUAUGUUUAUGUAUGCAUUUCUAUAUUUGUAUAUAUAUGACAAGGAUGGUAAGCAGCCAGCCGAAGUACGAGCUGAUCCAGGAGGUGGGGCGUGGCAGUUACGGCGUGGUCUAUGAGGCGGCGGUGAAGUGCACGGGGGCCCGGGUGGCGGUGAAGAAGAUCCGCUGCCACUCUCCGGAGAACGUGGAGCUGGCUCUGCGGGAGUUCUGGGCCCUCAGCAGCAUCCAGAGCCAACACCCAAACGUCAUCCACCUGGAGGAGUGCAUCCUGCAGCGGGACCAGCUGGCCCAGAGGAUGAGCCACGGCUCCAGCUCCCCGCUCUACCUGGAGCUGGUGGAGACGUCGCUGAAGGGCGAGAUCACAUUCGACCCGUGCUGCGCCGACCACCUGUGGUUCGUCAUGGACUUCUGCGACGGGGGCGAUAUGAACGCCGACCUGCUGUCCCGCAAGCCCAACACCAGCUUCAUGCUGCAGCUGGGCAGCGCCCUGGCCUUCCUGCACCGCAACCAGAUCCUCCACCGCGACCUCAAGCCGGACGACAUCCUCGUCUCCCAGGCCCGCACGCCGGCCGGCUCCUCGGAGCCCACGCUCAAGGUGGCCGACUUCGGCCUGAGCGAGGUCUGCUCCGCCUCCGGGCUCAACCCGGAGGAGCGGCCCGACGCCUUGGAGCUGGAGCUCCGGCUGGUCCGCAUCGCCUGCCGAGAGCUGGACUGGGACACGUGACGGACGAGCGAACGGCGCCGCGGACGCCGCCGAUCACGCGCGUGCACACAUCUCACUGGCUGCUGUGAACCCAGAUCACAUCACGGGGGAUUAGUGGGUUUAAAAAAAAAACUUGCGAACAACAAUUGGAGUCGUCCCCGUUAAGGUGCGUUCACACCGAAAGCGAAGCGAUUUUUCGCGUCGUCCAAAACGCGUGAGUUUACUCGCUCGACCGUUCACCGUGUUCUCGCCAUGAGCGUCGAGACGCUCCGCGAGGGGCGGGGCUUAUCUCCGUGUCUCGUCUCCGUAAAGACCGUUAUCAUUUCCUUCAUCCACCAGAAUAACGCCCUCGUGUUUGGGUUGAUGACAUCACCCGUAGGCUCACUCAGCUCGGUCACUUUCACCGAUGAAGUUACUGUUACGUCUGAAAGACUUCCGCUUCCAGCGCGACGAGAGCGGAACUCAAGAGCCAAUUGGCCCGAGUUGCGAGAUGACCGCCUCAAAGUUGAAAUAUUUCAACUCGGGCCGAAAAUGCGCCGCUGCGAACGCGUCGCUCACAUCGCGUCGCCCGGGAAAAUAUUGCGUCUAUCGCAGCCACACGCGUCUGUACGUUGACUUUUCAUGGGAUUCGGUCGCGCGAAAAAAAUAGUUUCGCUUUUGGUGUGAACGCACCUUCAGUGUCACGGCGUCAAUCCGUCCACGGUCCAAGCACAUGCAGUCCUCUGUGAGCUGCGUCUUUUAUACCGGAGGGUUGACACCCGCCGCCGCCGCUCCACACGGCGGCUUCGUCUCAGGCUCGUCACGCCACAGCUUCCUCUUCCUCCUCACAGAAUCACUCGAGCGAAAUGACCCCCGACCCGACGCCAUCCCGGACCCGGUGCUACUCGUCACCCAACGCGAUACGAGGCGUUAUCCUGUGAUCAUUACGUUUAUCCAAAGGCCCCGACAUUCAAACACAAUCGCGUCAACGUGUUGGAUGUUGAAGCUCUGAGAGCCCGGGGCCCGACAGCCGCCACAGUAACGCCAGGAGCCUCUUCUGUUCCUGGGCAUGAAAUGCAGGUCUUUGCUCGGCGGUGUUUGUGGUACCGUCGGGUCGGUUUGGCUCAGUCGUCCAAUCGUGGCGCUCGAAGAUGACCCGCUUGGUUGGUUUUAUGGCCGUGGAACAUUUUUUUAUCACUUGGCGAGCAGCCAGCAGGUGGAUUCGUCGUCUUUCUGCCCAUUUUCAGAUAAAUUGACCGGCCCCAGACGUCUGAUCCAGUGAAGCAGAAUGUACAACGAUCCCGACGGGUCACCUUUACUUACGCAGAGCCUCAAACACAAAACACUGUAAUUACAAAGCGCUUCACGCUGUUAAUUAGGAGCAGAGCUUAAAUGAUAAUACCGCUUUAUUACAAUUUGGUUUGUUUUCAUAGUUUCAGCCGGAGUUACCGGUAUUAAUAAACCAAAUCACCUUGGGUAACUCCUCCAACCAGCGAGCAGAUUGUCCUCCGAGUGACUCGCACACAUCUCUAUGUUGCCUAAACAUGAAUGUAACUAGAAUGGGCACUCGGUAGAGCGCAUACCUUCGCAUAUCACAAGAUUGGGCAUUGAAUUAUGAACAUUUUGGCAUUAGUUGCAUGCAAAUUGGAUAAAAAUUGAUAUGGUAAAAAAGAUUUUGACCUUUUCAUGACCUUGAUCUUGACCUUUGACCCGAUCGAUCCCAAAAUCUAAUCAAAUGGUCCCCGGAUAAUAAACAAGCAUCCCACCAAAUUCCAUGCGAUUCGGUUUAACACUUUUUGAGUUAUGCGAGUAACACGCAUACAAAUAAAUAAAUAAAUACACGGCGAUCAAAACAUAACCUUCAGCAUUUUCAAUCCGAAGGUAAUUAUCUCAAGUUUGAGCUGCAGUGACAUGAAUAUUCACAAUUUUAUCCAUUUCGACUUGAAUGAGUGAGAAAAAUGAGAAGAAGAAAAAAGUCGACGGAUUCAGUGAAUCUCACUGAAAGCGAUUAUCUCGUUGUUUAUAUUCAUCCCUCAUAACUACCUGCUGCAUUAUCCGGAGGAGGAUUCAGUGUGAACGACUUAAGCGCGCGGCGUCUCUCACCUUCAGGGAAGAGGCGAGAGGCGACACCGGCGCCUGAGCCAGAUCUCUGCGUUAAAAACAACAACCGACCUGUGUGGAUCCAUAAUGCUGUUGUGUUUCACUUGAUCUCCUCUCGCUGUGCCGCCGCUCCUCGACUCCGUUGGCUCUGGAUCUUCCGGUAAUCCCUUUCUUCGCGCCUCCGACAGGCUAAUUCUAAAUCUGUUAAGCUGUCGCAGCGCUUGGCGGAGGAUCACGCCCGGGACGCCUUUCAUCUUUUCAGGUCGGCCAUAAUUUGUGCACUUAAAACUCAUUUUACAGGAACAUGUAAAAAAAAAAAAAAGCAAACAAUCAUGGCGUCUUUAAUGGGAAGGAACAUAUUAAAUGUUCUUUCUUGUCGCCAAUAUUUAACCUGCUAGAUGGCCUUCGAUUGGCCGUUUGAGAGUCGCCUUAUUUCUGAAAUUCACCACUUUGCGACACUAAAGUGGCCUCAUGGACAUCGCACUCAAACACAGAAUUGGCAGAAGUUGUUGAGAAUCACCGAUGAGAAUAUCAAAACCGCGAAUCUGUAUUUGAACCCGUCUGCAGGGCAUCGACGCCGCUCAGGAAUGUGGUGUUUUGGGUUUUUUCUUUUCGGUUCACGAGCCGCAAAGUUUGGACCCGAAGUAGGUCACCCAUAAAAGUAAAGGUCACCAAUAAAGCAAAGGUCACCCAUGAAGUAAAGGUCACCCAUAACCGCGCAGCUCUCAGAGCGGAGGGUGACGGGUAGUCGUUUCCGGCCAGACCGCUUCCCUCCAGCCUUCGAGGCGAGGUCGGUUUCCUGUGAGACGUUUGCCAAACGCACACGAGGUCUGUGGUAUUGGGAGAUUUCCCCUUUUGGUUUGUUGUAUAAAAUGAUUUUUGCACAUGUGUAAAUACUGUACGGGGUCAACAGGGGGGGGGGGGGGAUAUGAAGACCGGCUGUGCUCCGUUUGCAAGAGCUGGACUUGUUUGUAAAUUGCUGUGAUGGAUUACAUUUUUUUUUUUUUUUCCAACUCGACUGCUUCGGGUCGAUCACGGAAAAGAUGUGAUGCGUUCAAUACUGUCGGUGUGCCAGUGGUAACUGUACGUUUUUAAUUUGCGUAAUUUGUGUACGCAUAGUGGGUCGACUCAAAUCGGUGCCGAGCAAUUUUAAAUUAUUGGACAAAUCGACCCUGGACCCCGAUCCAGGACCCCUGAACUCGGACUGAUUCCGGCUGAGAAGUUCUCUGUUCGUCUAACACCGGAAACUGUUGCUCUCCUCUAACGAUGAGUAAAUACCGAGAGGCCGCGCCCCCUUUUGUUCAGUCGUCCUGCUGUCGCAGCUUCUGACCACCGGGGGCAGCGACGAGCAGAGAGAAAUUAAGAAGGAAAGAAAAGUACACUCACUGGUCCCCACAGUGGGGCCACUCUUCUCUGCGUUGGACCCCUCCUCAGUUAUGAAGGUAACCGGGGGUUCAGUGUCUUGCUCAAGGGCAUUCAACAUGCAACUAUGGGGGACAGCGGCGAUCGGACCCUGUGGUUACACCCGACCCCCAACGCCGCUGAGCCCACUCCUCUGGAAACGAGGAAGACGGCUGCCGCCAUUUUUUAAUUUUCAUGUACUGGUCGAGCCUUUUCAUGGUGUGGAGUUAAUAAAGCUUUUGUUUCUUUGUGCAAAUUAACUCUAUAGAGAUAUCUCAACUCCCAGGAGAUAGACGUAUGAGUAGUACCCAGUACGAGUCCUGGAUCAGGGCUACUCACCAUAAUAAAGUAUAAAUAAUAAAACUUGGUGUUGGAUGAAGGAGAGAGGGCGAGUGCAAUCACUGGCACCGACAACUCACUGGCACCUCACUGGCACCUCACUGGCAACUCACUGGCAACUCACUGGCACCUCACUGGCACCUCAGUGGCAAGUCUGUGGCAAGUGCCACAGACUUGCAUAGAUAAUGUAUUUUUUUAGACUUACUUAAAAUAUGCAAUACGAUAUUGCUGUACAAUACUGCUGUACUAUAUUGAAUAUUGUUUUGCUACUACUACGUUUCACUUCGUAAUAUAUAACACUUAUAUACCAUGAUAUGUAUAAUGUACCCGCCUUUCUUUAAUAAUAAAAAAUAUAUAAUUAUU
Pseudoliparis swirei is the source of this 5601-nucleotide messenger RNA. RefSeq names its product PDLIM1 interacting kinase 1 like (gene pdik1l). The coding region runs from base 706 to 1440 and encodes 244 amino acids. Gene Ontology annotation, cellular component: autophagosome; cytoplasm. The transcript has 2 exons. Gene Ontology annotation, molecular function: ATP binding; protein serine/threonine kinase activity. NCBI's taxonomy places the organism in Eukaryota, Metazoa, Chordata, Actinopteri, Perciformes, Liparidae. Gene Ontology annotation, biological process: autophagosome organization; autophagy; protein autophosphorylation. The record is from RefSeq and is a predicted model, not a curated record.